CCGCUCUCACUGCAGUCAGUCCUCAUCCAGUCCGGCCAUCAUGAGCUACACGGUAGAGCACCACCUCUUCGGCCCGACCUCGUACCGCAAGGCUCGGCCAGCCUCCGGCUCCUCCAGCGGCUUCCACUCCCAGCGCCGCCGCCUCACCCACGGCCAUCCACCCUCCGCGGACGCCUUGGACAACUUCAGCGGCGACAUGGGCCGGAGGAACGAGAAGGAGAUUCUGCAGACUCUGAACGACCGGUUCGCCGGGUACAUCGACAAGGUGCGCAACCUGGAGAUGCACAACCGCAACUUGGAGGCGGAAGCGGCGGCUCUGAGGCAGAGCAACGCCGGGCGCGCCUCGAUCGGGGAGCACUACGAGCGAGAGCUGGGCGACCUGAGGGAUCUGCUGCAGCAGCUGACCGGGGAGAAGACCCGCACGGCUCUGGAGCAUGAGCACCUGGAGGAGGACAUCCAGCAGCUGCGGGUCCGGCUGGAAGACGAGGCGCGCAACCGGGAAGAGUUGGAUGCUGCGGCGCGCGCCAUGAAAAAGUACGUCGACGAGUGCCGGAUGGCGCGCACGGAGCUGGACAAGAAGCUCCGCGCGUUGGAGGAGGAGGCCGUUUUCCUGAAGAAGAACCACGAGGAAGAAGUGUCGGAGCUCCUGCAGCAGAUUCACGGCGCACAGGUGAGCUUCGACAUGCGGGACGCGGUUAAGACUGACGUCACCGGCGCUCUGCGGGAGAUCCGUGCGCAGCUGGACGGCCACGCAUCCAAGAGCUCCACGCAAGCGGAGGAAUGGUUCAGAGUGCGUAUGGAGCAUCUCUCCGAAGCUGCUCGGUCCAACCAAGGUGCAAUUCGGGGAAGCCAGGAGGAAAUCGUAGAGUACCGCCGCCAGCUCCAGAGCCGCACGAUCGAGCUGGAGACUCUUCGGGGUACCAAGGAGUCGCUGGAGAGGCAGUGCGUGGAAAGUGAAGACAGACACCACGACGACCUCAACUCCCUACAGGCGACCAUCAACCAGCUGGACAAUGAGCUGAAAAGUACCAAAUGGGAGAUGGCUAGCCAGCUGAAGGACUAUCAGGAGCUGCUGAACGUGAAGAUGGCUUUAGAUAUUGAGAUUGCCGCCUAUAGGAAGUUGCUCGAGGGCGAGGAGAAUCGCUUCGUGUCAGGAGGAGGUCCGUACUCUUACAUGGGGAGCAGAAUCUCUUCCCACAUGAAGGUGAAAGGAGAGGAGAUGUCAGACACCGUCAUAGUGGAAGAACAGACCGAUGAGACCCAGGUGACAGAGGUGACAGAGGAGGCAGAUGAAGAGGAGGAGGAAGAGAAAGGAGAAGAGGAAGGCGAAGAAACCAAAGAGGAGGAGGAGGAGGAGGAAGGUGUGGAAGGAGAAGAUAAGGAAGGAGAGGGAGAAGAAGAGAAGGAGGAAGAAAAGGGAGAAGAGACGGCUGAGGAGGCUGCUGAGGUAGAUGAUGAUUCCAAAUCUACAGAAAAGGCUGCAUCUCUUGUGCCUGACUCACUUGCUGUCAAAUCACCUGUGUCUAAAUCUCCACAAACAUCCCCCCAAUCUAAAUCACCAGCAGCCAAAUCACCGAUGCCCAAAUCACCAGCAGCCAAAUCACCGAUGCCCAAAUCACCGGCUAAGUCCCCUGAGGUCAAAUCCCCGGCAGGAGACGAGUCAAAGUCCCCAACCAGCAAAUCCCCUGAUUCAAAAUCUCCCCGUCCCAAAACCCCUGAGCCACCGUCUCCAGAGAAGGAGAAGGUCAAGCCUGCCGCUGCCGAAGACACCCCUAAAGAGGAGAAAUUACAGGAGAAACCUCAGCCUGUCAAAGAGGAGAAGAAGGAGAAAGAACAGCCUGUGAAGGAGGACGAGAAGAAGAAAGAGCCCAAGGAGAAAGAGCCAGAAAAGGCAGACCAAGCAGAUGCAAAGAAAGACAGCAAGGAAGAGGAAGCGCCAAAGAUGGAUGACGAGUCUAAACCGGCUGCUCCCAGCAAGCCUUCAGAGGACAAACCGGCCCCCAAGUCUGAGCCCAAAGAGGCUGCUCCCCCCGCCAAGGAGGAGAAACCCGCUGCUCCUAAAUCAGAGAAGGCCGAGCCUGAGCCAAAGCCCGCCCCCAAGGCGGAGCCUGGGAAAACAGAGGUAAAGAAGGAGGAGAAGAAGCCGGAGGAGAAGAAGCCAGAGGAGAAGAAGCCAGAGGAGAAGAAACCAGAGGAGAAGAAGCCAGAGGAGAAGAAGCCGGAGGAGAAGUCUGUACCUAAAGCAGAACCCGAGAAAACUGAGAGCAAGAAAGAUGAGAAGAAGCCAGAGCAAAAAAAGGAAGCAGGUAAAGAAGAGAGUAAGGAGGUGAAGGAGGAAGGGAAGGCGGAGAAGUCUCCUGGCACGGAGUCAAAGGCGGCCCCCGAGGAGAAGGCCAAGAAGUGAGUGUGAAAGGCUGUGAUUUGAGGCACGAGCCGAGGACGAGGUGGAGAUGCCAAAGAACUGUGAAGGAGGAGGGGAGGUUAACGAGCAGGAGAAAAGGGGUUGGAAGUACCCAGCUGCUCAGAUCAGGCGCUUUAAGCAGGUGAUGGUAUGUAAGCAAUAGUGAUCUCUGUAGCAAAUUACCCCGUGCUCCCUAAGUAUGGCCAUUACACCCCCCCCGAUGCUUCUGAUGUAUGACUAGUGAAUGCAGAAUGCUCUUAACUCUUAUCGUGAAUAUGACGACUGCCCUUAAUUAAUAUCAAGUGCAUUUAAAGUGAAUCCCGCUGACGGGGACUGCUGCAAAAGCCUUCAAGGGUUAGAGAUGUCAAAAUAAUGUCAAGCUAAUGAUUGUGACAGAUAUUGAAUAUAAAAACAUAUAUUUAAGGAGAUACAAAUGUCUAUAUUAUAUUUACAGAUACGACAGUAAGAAAGAGCUGCGUUUUGCUUGUUGUGCACCUUAAAGCAGCUUCCCCUGACAGGUGAACUGCAGCGUCUCACUCUUGUGGUCUGCACUGCUAGGACAAUGAUGAGUAUGUUAUGUAUAAACUGCUGAGAAUAUGCAAUAUGAAACAGAUAAAUAAAGAAUGAAAAAAAAUUAAACA
This is a messenger RNA of Gasterosteus aculeatus aculeatus (three-spined stickleback), 3042 nucleotides long. RefSeq lists its product as uncharacterized. Gene Ontology annotation, cellular component: neurofilament; axon. Gene Ontology annotation, molecular function: structural constituent of postsynaptic intermediate filament cytoskeleton. Gene Ontology annotation, biological process: intermediate filament bundle assembly; axon development. Lineage: Eukaryota; Metazoa; Chordata; Actinopteri; Perciformes; Gasterosteidae. The record is from RefSeq and is a predicted model, not a curated record.